This is a messenger RNA of Corythoichthys intestinalis (scribbled pipefish), 4382 nucleotides long. RefSeq names its product connector enhancer of kinase suppressor of Ras 2a (gene cnksr2a). Gene Ontology annotation, biological process: regulation of signal transduction. The coding region runs from base 327 to 3368 and encodes 1013 amino acids. The record is from RefSeq and is a predicted model, not a curated record. Gene Ontology annotation, cellular component: membrane; cytoplasm. Lineage: Eukaryota; Metazoa; Chordata; Actinopteri; Syngnathiformes; Syngnathidae. The transcript has 24 exons. Gene Ontology annotation, molecular function: protein binding.
UUCUCUCUCUCCUUCACACAUAUGCACGCACUUUGAUUGAGAGCCUCUGGAGGAUGACAUCUUCCCUCCACGCUCCAUCCUAUCUGCGACGUACGUGCGCGUGGAUCCGCCCACGAGGCGCGUGCGCGACGUCAUCAGAGGAGAGAGAGAGAGCGGGGAGAGCGCCGCGCCUCCGCUCACGAGCCGCAUCUCGCCGUCUCCGGUUGCCAGGAGGCGGACGAGCCAGCUCGGGAAUGUUCCGGAGCAGCCACGGACGGCCGCAGCCCAACGCCGCGUUACGCUAGCGGAAUCCGAGGAGUUACCCGGAGGCGGAAAGUUUACCCCCCAUGGCGCUGGUGAUGGAGCCGGUCAGCAAGUGGACGGCGAGUCAGGUGGUGGACUGGAUGAAAGGCUUGGACGACUGCCUGCAGCAGUAUGUGUGCGUGUUCGAGCGCGGCGGCGUGUGCGGCGAGCGACUGCUGCGGAUCAGCCACGCCGAGUUAGAAGACUUGGGGGUGUCCCGCAUCGGGCACCAGGAGCUCAUCCUGGAGGCCGUCGACCUGCUCUGUGCGCUGAACUCGGGCCUGGAGACGGAGAGCGUCAGGACGCUGGCUCACAAACUGGGCGCCUCGGCCAAAAACUUGCAGAACUUCAUAUCGGGCCGGCGCCGAAGCAGUCAGUCGGAGAGCAGGACGUCAAGGAGGCUCCCCAACGACCUACUCACCUCCGUGGUGGACCUCAUCACAGCCGCUAAGAGCUUGCUAGCAUGGUUAGACAGGUCUCCUUUUGCUACGGUGGCAGACUAUUCGGUAACCCGGAAUAAUGUCAUCCAGCUCUGCCUGGAGCUCACCACCAUUGUGCAGCAGGACUGUACGGUGUUCGAGACUGAGAAUAAAAUCCUGCAUGUGUGCAAGACUUUAUCUGAGGUGUGCGAGCACAUCGUUUGCGUGUCGUCAGACCCGGUGGUUUCUCAGUCGGCCCACUUGGAGCUGGUCCACCUCACCAACGUGAAAGCAUCCGAAGGCCUGGGAAUGUACAUCAAGUCGACUUACGACGGCCUUCACGUUAUCACCGGAACGACGGAAGGGUCUCCGGCCGACCGCUGUAAGAAGAUCCACGCGGGAGAUGAAGUCAUUCAAGUCAAUCAUCAGACCGUGGUGGGCUGGCAGCUCCGCAACCUGGUGGGUUCCCUGCGGGCCGACAAGGGCGUGGUGUCCCUGACGCUGAAGAAACGCCCGCAGAGCACCCUCAGCUCAGCCCCGGCUCUGCUCAAGAACAUGCGCUGGAAGCCGCUAGCCCUGCAGCCAACCAGAAGCCCGGGCAGCAGCUCGGCCACGCCGUCAGGCACCCCUACCAAGACAUCCGCCCUCCAAGACCUUUAUAUUCCACCUCCGCCCAUGGAGCCAUACGCGCCAAGGGACGAGACAAACACCUCGUCCGGAGAAGAGGCGUCUCGCAGCCACAGCGGCGUGGCCAAGCGAUCCGACUCGCCCAACUCUUUCCUGGAUCAAGAAUCCCGGCGGCGGGAAGACGACGAGCCUGUUUACUGCACCACGCCGACAUACGGCAGGCUCAGGCCAAUCUCCAUGCCAGUGGAGUGCAACUGGGGGGGCGACUAUGAAGACCCCGCCAAGCUUCACCGAGAAAGCCACCGAGAGGCAACGCUGAUGCGCUACGUAGGCCUGACGGGUGUCGACGAGCGGCCCGUCUCCGACGACUACGCCUCCCAUACUGCGCGUCCGGGCAAGCGCACCAACGACACGGCCAAACGUGCGAAAAGGCGGAGCCACCACAGCCAGAGCCCUUCCCACUACAUUCUCCAAGCCAAUCAGAGAGAGUCGCCACCGAGAGACGCCGCCUCCAUUUACCAUACAUAUCAACAGGCCUCCUCGUUGCAGACAAAGACCAGGAAGAAAUAUAAAGGACGAAGUUUAGCAGGUCUGAGUCGCCGUCGAGUUUCCUGCAAGGCACUGGGUCGAGGUGAUUGCGAAGGCUGGCUGUGGCGCAAAAGAGAUGCCAAGGGUUACUUUUCUCAUAAAUGGAAGAAGUACUGGUUCGUCCUGAAGGACAACUGCCUUUACUGGUACAUCAACGAAGAGGACGAAAAAGCAGAGGGCUUCGUCAGUCUUCCAGAAUUUAAAAUCGACCGUGCCAGCGAAUGCCGAAAAAAGUUUGCUUUCAAAGCGUGCCACCCAAAAGUCAAGAGCUUCUUUUUUGCGGCGGACGGCGUAGAUGACAUGAACAGAUGGCUGAGUCGACUCAACAUGGCUGCCGUGGGCUACGCAGAGCGGGAAAGGAUUCGCCAAGAGCAAGAUUACUGGAGUGAGAGCGAACACGAGGACGAGGCUCCAUCAAGCCCCAAACAGGACAGCCCCCCACCCCCAUACGAUACGUACCCGCGCCCCCCGUCGAUGAGCACUUACACCGAAGGCCGAACGACGCGACUGUCUUCCACCGAGACGUCGCGAUCCCGCUCGUCCCAGGAAGACUUCCUUUGCGGCGAACCCUCUGCCGCUGAGCCGCAGUACCACCCGUGCCCCGUGGGGGGCGGCACCGUGCACAGUGGCAGGAGGCCGGGCGGCAGCAACAGCAGUGACGUGGCGUUCCGAUGUGACCCAGUGGAGUACCGCUCCAGUCCAGCAGGGGGCAGCAGCGAGACUGGCUCGCCGGGACGCUCGUCGUCGUCACAGAGACGCUCGUGGCAGGACUUGAUCGAGACGCCGCUGACGGAAGCCGGGCUGCACUACUUGCAGACAGGACCGCUCGAAGAUGCCGUCUUUGUCGAGCCCUUUCCGCCUGUGCCGAUGCCCAUGUCUGCCGGCGCCGUCUACACGCUCCCCGCUCCAAGGAGUGUCCCUUUGCCCGCGGCAAUGCAGCGACUGGUUCCCGCGCCGACCGAAGGCGGGAAACCCCGCAGUUACACGUUGCCACGUGACAGCAACCUCCACACAUUGCUAGCGCCGCCUGCCAGGGAGGAGCGACGCCCGCACGGCGGUGGCAGCGAGGGCGCGUCGCUAGGCGACCUGUUCCGUGCAUGCGAGCAGGGCGGCGUGAGUCCGCUGGGCCGGGAGGCGGAAACCAAAGGCCAAUCUGAGUUCAGGCAGUCCUUCCUGCGGCGGACCGCCGACCCGCAGCUCAACGAUCGGCUGCACCGGCUGCGCAUCCUCAACUCCACGUUGAAGGACAGAGAGGGGGAGCUAGCGCUGAUUGACAGGCUCUUGGCCCACCCACAGCUGUCGUCCGCAGAGUUCCAGGAGUGGAAGCGAGCUUAUCAAGAGCUCUUCUCGCAGGCGCCCGACGAGGACCGACCCGAGGCCGAACCUGAGCCCGAGCCACCCACCACGCCCUCGCUAGCCCACACUCACUCUUAUAUCGAGACGCACGUCUGAUAAUCGCAAAAUUGAGGUCAUACGGAACUUGAAAGUCUGUAUUUCGGCGCAAGUUGAAAACGGGAAGCGGUCAUUUUGAGAAACUCAAGAGUUAACAAACUCAACUGUAGAAAGGAAUAUUGUGUCGCAAUGUUCAUAUUCUCACAUUUUUACUGCCGCAUCCUCCGUUAUUUGCUGAAAAGCCAAAUAUUAUAUUAUUACUUGGCGCCAUCUUCUGGAAUCUUGGUGCUAAAGAAUGAUUUCUGGAAAAACACUGGACUUUCGUGGAUGUUAAGUAUUGCUUUGGCGCCAUCUUCUGGCAUCUUGGUGUCAAGGAAUGAGUUGUGGAAAAACACUGUACCCUUCCUGGGGCUGUUUUGACCAUUUUUCACGUACUGCUUGCAUAUAAAAUCUCUAAAUCAGCGCUGUCAAACUCAUUAGGAAUGCACAUUUGAAAAAAAAUAAGUAUAAUAAAAAUGCUUGCAAUAUUUCAUCAUUUUAUAACUGAUGACAAUCUGCAAUUUUGCUAUUCUUGCGGUUUGCUUUUGUGGACCACCCAAAAAUAUACACUGGACCAAAUCUAUCCCGCGGACCUUGACUUUGACACCUUGAAAUGUUGAUGAAAUGGAAUUCCCACACAGUAAAGAGUGAUAAUUACAGUAAUUUAUACUGCAACUGCAAAGUAGUGUAUAAUACUAUUUAUUUUCCUUGUUGAAAUAUGUAUGCUGUAACUUAUGUAAUUAAAAAUGAAGUACUGUACUUAUACGAUACACUCAAGCACAAUUUAGACACCCGCGCUUUCCAUGACGCUUGUAGUGAUUUGUAAUAUGUCCUUGUUGUAAAUAGAAAUAUUAGCAGUUAUGAGCCAUUUUUGUGUUAAAAAGCGUUUAGAUGAAAACAUUUUCGAAAGUGUCUUGGCUGAUGUUAUUUAUCUGGGUGUCAAAAUUGUUUCCUGUUGAAGUUCUAUAUUAUGAUUAAAAGAAUAAUUCUUUAUGUUUAUGGUCUGUUGGAUCAAUAAAGUUUGGUUGUUUUGAU